Saccostrea echinata is the source of this 1331-nucleotide messenger RNA. RefSeq lists its product as uncharacterized. Lineage: Eukaryota; Metazoa; Mollusca; Bivalvia; Ostreida; Ostreidae. The record is from RefSeq and is a predicted model, not a curated record. The transcript has 2 exons. Bases 143 to 1006 code for a protein of 287 amino acids.
UGUACAUGUAUAUCUUUAGUGCACCUACCAAGAUUGUAUUGUUCUUUGUCAGCAUGUUGUGAUAAAAUAUUUCAAAAUGCGCAGUUCUGCUUAAAAAGGUGGUUGUAAACAGUUUUGAGUGUUUCCCUUGUCAAGAUUAAAUAUGGAUUCGAGCAGGUUCAUAAACCCACCUUUCGAUGAAAUGGAUGCGGAGGCAAAAUCAAAAUAUAUUGGAGAUGAAAUAAUGAACUAUUUUCGGCCGUCACGAGAAAACGGCCCUGAAGGAGCUCUAGUUGUUAUUGUUUUGACAAUUCUAGCCAACAUCUUUUUGUUUGUUGCUAUUUUAGCAACGGGAAAUAUAAAAAAAUCUUCAAGUUUGUUGGAAUUUGCAAGAGGAUUGUCAGAAGUACUACUGUUAGUAUCUGUUGCCUUGCAAAGUACAAGAAAUAUAUACAACACCACGGAGACGUCGAAGGCUGUGUCUGGAUUCGUUGCCUUCUGGCUUUUCUCUAUGGGGUCAGUUUGCUUUGGACUGAUGAAAGCUUUUACUGGAUUUUUGCAUUUUACCGGGAAAUCAUCAUUCUCAAAUCUUAUUUGGCUGAUAAUUUUGGUCGUUUUCGCCAUCUCUACUUUUCUAGCAUUUAUUGUUCUAUGCGUGAUGUAUGUCGCCAAUGUUUUGGCUUUCGUUGUUUUGGCAUGCAUGUUUUACUAUCUACCGUUCAUGGGAAUGUGGGUACUGGACGGAGUAAGAAUCCUUCAUCUUAGAAACCAUUCCACCAAAAACGUGGUCGAAAUGGAGACGUUAACAAGAGAUAAACCCGGGACAUCUGAGUUAAAGCAGUCGGAAGGAGAAGUGCAAUUCUUGAAGCCGAUGACAAACUUUGAAAUGUUCAUUGUCAUAUUGUAUGGACUUUGUCAUACAGUUGCGUUUGCCAUGGUUACUAUGAUUAUCACACGAAUUGCCUGGGUGUUCUUUCGACCCGUUUCAACAGAAAUUCGUUUGGAGUCCGUGCCUGGUAUCCUCUGAAUGAAGAUUAACUCAUUCUUAGAACACGACAGUCCUCUUUAUGGCCGCAAAACAUGCAGAACGUGGCUUACACUUGUGGCGUGUGUUGUGUUAUACGGUAUAUGUGAACUCUGGAAAACGAAGUAGUGGUGCUUGGCUUCACUAUACGAGAAAAAUAUUACAAAGUCUUAACAAGAUCGAUCAUAAUGGCGGUGGAAUUCAACUAUUACAAAGAUUAUAUACAAAUAUACAAGUGUUGUACAUGAUAUUUAUAAUACAUGUAUUUGUACACUGUGCACUAGGCCUAUAGUCCUUUAUUAUUUUUAAAAUAAAUUUUCCAAGCAAA